UCAAGGCUAAUACGACUGGACUAUCACUCGACAAAUUUUGAAAAAGUCUAAGAUUAACAACAAAAUUAACGUGGCUGAGAACUAUAAAUCGAACCUCUUCUAACGGCCACCUCUCAACAGCGACCACAUAUUUUCAUCCCAAAUAUUUUCAUCCCAGUUGAGAGAUUCAGUUUGCCGCUUCUUCCGAAGCGCCACUUGGGGCAUGGAGCGAAGAAGGACGGCUGUUUUCGCAGGCCAUGUUUUAAUUUCCCAACAAUGGCCACCUCCCCACAAUUGCCAGAGAAGUUAGACUGCAAAUUUAAGACUGUGACCUCCACUGGAAACAAAAAAAAGCUAAAAAUAUCGCGUGCUUAAUACGCCUGACUGACUUCAUAUUAUAAUUUAAUUGUAGGCAUGAAGUUGCUUGCGUAGGCGAUUUUGUUUCGGUUUCGUGCAACUGAGUCAUUUGAGAGAUGGGCGUUCGAGGACUUACCAGUUACAUUAACUCAAUCGGGAGUCUUUGGACACAAACUGAGCUUCGAAAUACAAAGCUUGUCAUUGAUGGACCCGGCUUAUGUAACUGCCUUUACGUGGACAGUGGCUUCGACCGUCAAUUUGGAGGCCAAUACGAGGAGUUUUACAAAGUCGUUCUGUCGUUUUUCGACGCUCUGGAUUCUCGGGGUGUAGAUUCCUUUGUAGUGCUCGAUGGCGCUCAUGAUCGAAGCGAUAAAAAGUUAGACACUUUCAAGAAAAGAUCAGUGCAGAGGAUCCAAGCUGGUGACGCGCUGUGCAACGAUAGAUCAACUGAUGGUGAUGUCUUCGUUCUGCCGCUUUUGUCAAACCUUGUCUUUGUGCAAGCGCUCAGGGAUCGCGGUGUAAAAUUUGCUGUUCCUGACUGUGAAGCGGAUUCUGAAGUCGCCUCCUUGGCCAACGCUUAUAACUGCCCUGUAUUAAGCAAUGACAGCGAUUUCUUUAUCUUUGAUAUCGAAGCAGGCUACAUCCCACUUUCCUCUUUCGACUGGAAGUCUAGUCGCCUAACAGCCAAAAUUUUCCAUCGGAGAAAAUUGGCGUCACACUUAAGAAUUCACGCAGAAUUGCUGCCUAUGUUCGCUUCUUUAGUGGGCAAUGAUUACGUCAGCAUUGAUGCGUUGGAACCGUUCAUCCAUGCCCUUAGUCGCAGUCAGUAUUCCAUGGAUCAUUCUAGCAGGAAAGAAGCCAGAUUUGCUGGGAUCGCAAAUAUGCUUUCCACCGUACCUGACAAAUUUGUUCUCCAAAUGGUGUCGUCUUAUGGCGGGAUUCAACUAAGGCAAGCUGUUGAGCAUUCUCUACAAGAGUACUCGAUCACAGACUCGAAUUUGUUGCGCUAUUUCCAAAAACGCGUGAUCAGCAGUUCUCUCAGAACCCAAAACGGCCGAGAAAUCGACGAGUGGCUUUUGCGCAAGUUCCGCGAAGGACAGUUUUCUACUAAUUGUAUGAGCGGCUUAACAUCGGGAAAGGUCUUGCUCAGAUUCCAGGUUGAAAACUGUCGGGAAAAGUCGGCGAAUUACUGCUCCCAGAAGCUGAGGCGGUUUGUUUAUGGGAUUUUAAACGAUGAUGAAGUUUACAACCGGAGAGGAAAUGUUGCGAUGGUUGAAGAAUGGGACAGAGAGGGUUUGAAGGUGAAGCCGUCAAAUGUUACUCCCUACCAAGAGGGUGCGGUCCGAGUGAGUCUUAUCCCAUGCCUCGAUGCUGAAAACAGACUAACGGUUUUGCUAAAUGCGCUUAAUUCAAAUACACCUUCCAUGAGAUUGUUGCCGGAGAAGUUUAAAUUAAUUGCAGCGUCACUUCGUUUUCUCAAGAGCAACGCACAGCCACCUUUGAAGACGAAUCACCUUACCGCCAUACUCUGCAGUUGUAUUAAACUACAGGACGGCUCGUGGAAACAAUACAUCUCCCUAUCUCAGUCGUUUGAUCGGCAAGCAACACAAAGUUUUGCUCAGUGGCAGUGUGUUUUGAGAGAUGCUGUUCAUCUGAACUUUGUUUUGAUUGAGCCUGUUGAAACACCAUGUAUUCACAAAACGUUUAAUGGACGACUGGCGCACUGUCUGCUGAGCGAACUUGAUCGAGGUCGCAUGCCAGAAGAGUUGCUUCCGUCUUACAACAAUCGCUUUCUUUACAACGAAAUUUGCAAUGCGUUGGAGAUAGAAGGCAAGAUUAGCGUUGGCCUGAACACAAAAUAUCCUGGUGUCACACAUCAGAAGUCGUACCAAACAUGGGACAGUUGCCGUCCCCCGGCCCAAUCUUACGCUCCCCUGGACAUCAGGAGUGCUGUUUACAGUCCAGCAAAACGAUGGGAAGCACAUGGUAAUACACGACAGACAAACCAGGUGUCUACGACGCAACAGCAGCAGCAACAACAACAGCAGCAGCAGCAGCAGCAGCAGCAGCAGUGGCUGUCUUCAUCACAAUAUAAUGCGUCCCAUAAGCGACAUGACCGACCUAUGUAUUACUCUCCAGUUCCUCAAGGUGGAGCAAGUUGGAGCUUGCCCUUGUCCUCUAGUAAAGGGUAUUACCAGGAACAACAGUAUGCCCAACCCAGCGUCUAUUCAAGUGGUCAUCACGCUGGUAAACCUCAUCCAGUGACACCUACAUCCAGUAGAGUAGCACAGCGCGCUUACACACAACAAAAAAGAGAAGCAGAAAUCUCUGCCGGGAUUCAAAACUUAAAUCUACGUGCAAACCCGAGCCACAGCAGCAAGAAUUACGCAGCAGGUGAGAACAGGCACUCGCCAUCUGCGCUACGACCGAGGGAGGUAUCGCCACUGGGAUGGGUGUCGCCUGGCUCCAAAAGUACGUCGGCAGCUUCUUACAAUCCAGUUGAUUAUAGGAAUGAAGGCAAAACACCACCGAAUGCCAGACCCCCUCGCGCCAAGUCUACAGCACCGUACCCAUCAGCUACCCACUCGGCGGAGGGAUGAGCCAGUAUCUUUAUCUCCAGUACGCAGUGGUUAUGGUCAGCGGUUUUUCUAUGAUUCGUCUUCACUGGACGAUUUACCACUCCCUUCUGAUGAAAGUUGGUCAGUAAGUGAUUCAUCAAAGUCUUCCGAUGAAAGCUGGUUAUCCGACUAUUACAAUGAUGACGCUGAGCCCUAUUUUGAAGAUUUUUGGUGAUUUUUCCCUUGCAAGUCAAUAGCGAAAACUGCCGAAGAGUUUGGAUUAAUAGGCAACAGUGACUAUGUUCCGGCUGUCAGUAUUAUUUAUAUUAAGAUAACUCAAAACAGUUUCCAGCAUUUAGAUUUUGAUUUAGUCAUGGUAGUUGAUUUUGCAGUAUUUCAGUUUGUAAUUUAUCCUCACUACAUUUCUAUUGUUGGGAUCACGUUAGACUAAGUUAUGGGAGGAAUCCGAGACCGCCUAAGCAAAAGAUAUGCAGCAAGGCCAGGUGAGCGGUGGUCACUUCCACCAGGUCCACCAGGGGAGGAUGGAGGGGCGCAAAGUGUCUUCCCACGGCAAUCUCGUCAAACUGCAAGAUUUCGCACUGCCCAGCCAGAUUUUAUGUUCGAAAGGCCGCAAAGGAUCAUACUAGACGCCACUAACCUAGACCCUCGGGAUUAGCGGAAUGUAACCCGUUAUCGUGAAUCGGUCAUUAUAUAUGCAGUGAGAAUAGUUGAAAGAGUUUACGAUUCUAAAUUCAUAUUAUCUCACCCUUUAAAUUGCUUUACACCUUUUUGUGGUGUUACUAGUUACGUCGAAGUAAAGCUUCUCAGAAAGUGUUAACUUCACUGUUUUCCUGCUGUUUUUAACGGGCCACAGUAAGAAAUAUUACUGAAAUUUGUGAGUUUAAAUAACCAUUUACCUUAAUUACCAGACGUUUGCCGGUGAUCAACAAAAAUUGAAAGCUGGGCUUCGCCUUCUUGGUGAGCCGUCAGUGCUAUGAAAAGAAUCUGGGAGAUUUGCGUCCUCAGUUAAACGUCAUCGCUUCUGCAUGCAUUGCGUGCCGUUUAUUAAACGUUGCCAAAAGUUGCGUCUUAUC
Orbicella faveolata is the source of this 3988-nucleotide messenger RNA. RefSeq lists its product as uncharacterized. The record is from RefSeq and is a predicted model, not a curated record. Lineage: Eukaryota; Metazoa; Cnidaria; Anthozoa; Scleractinia; Merulinidae.